AUAAGGCACUUAUAAUGCACCUGAUAUUUAACCCUUUUAGGUAUAAUAAAGCCACUGAAGAGAUAAAGUUGACACAAGGCAGGGCCUACUGGACUCGUAGAAACUUCAGUUUUAUAUUUAACAAGCAAGGAAGUUAUAGACCAGAAAUAUGAAGCAAGUUCUUAUUAAAAUUUUGAUCAAUGACCUUUGAAACAUGGAAGAUGGAGAGCUGGAGAAUGCCUGGGUUGAGCUGAUAGUAGAAUAAUUUUACAGCUAAAGCAAAGGAAGACACAACAGAAAGAAGUCAGUCAUAAAGUGUCCCAGUAGCAGCAAGUUUUGAAACAAACAGAAGAACAGAAAGAGCAGAAAGAGCAGAGUUAUUUGGAAGAGUCUAAGAAUCAGGUAAGUUAAGAAUUUAGGUAAGACAACAAGGAAGCUAAGGUUAAAAGCAAUGAUAAUGAGCAUCCAUUCUAUCAUAAUGGAAAGAUUCCUGAGAUAUGACAAAUGGGGUUUAGAAAUCCUUUAGAUAGUUAUAUUUAUAAAUGAUUCUUUGAAAAAAGAAGAGAGAAUAAGUUUAUAGUUAUUAAAGAAACAAAGAAGAUAAGUAUCGAACAGCAGAAUCAUUUUCUAGAAAAAUAAAAAACCAUCUGUAUAUGAAUAAUGCAUUCCCUUGAAUAGCAAUAAGCUAAUAUUUAAAGUUUAUUUAAAACAGGAAGGUCACUUGCCAUAACUUUGGAGAAACCAGCCCAGAUGCGAGGAUAAACAUUUUCAGAUUUACCAAAACAAACCUCAAGAAUCUUAACACAAAGAAGUCCUCUUAAGUUAAGAAUUGAAGAGGAGGAUGAAUCAACUGGAUACUACUAUUGGUUAUAAGCGAGCUCGUAAAUUGUAGAUCCAGAGUAUACUUAUCAAGUCAAACAAAAGAAUAACAAACCUCACCAAAACUAAGCCAAUCAACCUGAUCAGAAGAAAGAGUAUGAAGAGCCAAGAGAACAAGAAUAGCACAACUUGAAGUCCCAAAGGAAGAAUAAUAAGAAACAAGCCAGCCUUAAGAGGAUCAUAAACAAGAAUCUUUGUAAAGAGUACCCCAGCAAGUAAAGGAAAUUGAAGAAUCUACUUCUAUUCAACAAGAACACAGAAAGAAUUCUUCUGUAAAGAUGAGGAGCUUGUCAGCCUCACCCAAAUAAGUCAAGGCAAUCAGAUAAAAGAGGAAAUGCGAAAGAGCCAAAAGAACUGAAGUCUGAAAGUUUAGAGUAGUCAGGAAGUUUGUGUUACUAUUUCCUGAGUUUUUAAAACUUUUACUGUCCUCUUCAAAAAUUUAGAAUAUUAUGAGGCAUCAAAUAAACAAAACUUCACUUUUGAUAACAACCAGAUUUGAUCAUGUGAAAACAUAAAGAAGUGUCUUGAGGAUGAUGACUUGAUUACUAACAUAAUACGAUUUGUUCGACGAGAUUCUAUUCUUAAGGCUAUGCUUAAGAACAUAAAGCAAACAUCCUCUUUUUAUCUUGUACGAAAAGCAAGAACUGUAAGAUUGCUGUUACUUUGCUUCCUAAAAAGUUCCUCAAGAAAACUAAUAAUGAAUCUGAGCUAGAGACAAGAUAAACAGAGGAUAUCACCAUCCAAAUAACAAGAGGGAAAACAUUGGUAGCUGAUCUGGCUUAUACUAAUAUCUUUAUCAAGAUAAUAGGCAAGGAUUUAAAUUCAUCAUAAUUACCUUACG
This is a messenger RNA of Moneuplotes crassus, 1699 nucleotides long. The record is from the annotation of a GenBank genome assembly. NCBI's taxonomy places the organism in Eukaryota, Ciliophora, Spirotrichea, Euplotida, Euplotidae.